UCUUAACCUUGACGAAGGAGGAGGAGGAGCGACACCAUGCCACAGCCCCUCAACCGGUAUAAAAGCAACUGCUGGCGCUCUGCAACCUAACACAAUCAUCGAGAAGUGAGGUCCUGCAACAUGAAGUCUUUUACAGUGUUGGUGGUGGUGGUGGUGGUGACCUUGGCUGCUCUGAUGGGGCUAACCAGCGCUAUGCCCGACCCCUUCGCCCUGGCUGACGCGCAGUAUGGUGGAUAUGGAAGAGGAUUUGGUGGAGGUGGAUUUGGUAGCGGUGGAUUUGGCGGUGGAUUUGGUGGCGGUGGAUUUGGUGGCGGUGGAUUUGGCAGAAGAGGAUUUGGUCAUGGUGGCGGAUUUGGUGGACGAGGUGGAUUUGGCGGCGGCCGCUUUGGAUACGGUCGUUAAACUUAAGACAGUAGUGUCUAGGACUCUGAAUCUCCUCGAACGCCAUUAUAAAACCAAACAAAAUGUGUGAUCUUGUGUUGUGAAGGGAAGCUGACGAGCGUCUCCAACACCUGCAGCACUUCCAACACCUAAUAUCCACCAUCAAACACCCGUCAACAUCAACACCUUCAGCGCCUCCAUCAGUCCAACCACUUGGGCUAGACGGUAGAGCGACGGUCUCGCUUCAUGCAGGUCGGCGUUCAAUCCCCGACCGUCCAAGUGGUUAUGGACACCAUUCCUUUCCCCCCGUCCCAUCUCAAAUCCUUAUCCUGAUCCCUUUCAAGUGCUAUAUAGUCGUAAUGGCAUGGCGCUUUUCCCUUACAACACUUCCCCCCCUUCCUUUCCAUCGGGAGCGCCGACACGGUUAUCUUGAGGUUAUCUUGAGAUGAUUACGGUGUAAACAAUAGCCUUUCAUCAUGGUUAUUUAGACAGUUGUAACUGAUCACUCAGUAAUUGGCAGCGUAAAUAAAGUUUUUUUGUAACAA
Messenger RNA from Procambarus clarkii (red swamp crayfish), 926 nucleotides. The record is from RefSeq and is a predicted model, not a curated record. Lineage: Eukaryota; Metazoa; Arthropoda; Malacostraca; Decapoda; Cambaridae.